Centruroides sculpturatus (bark scorpion) is the source of this 1145-nucleotide messenger RNA. RefSeq names its product CWF19-like protein 1. Gene Ontology annotation, biological process: mRNA splicing, via spliceosome. NCBI's taxonomy places the organism in Eukaryota, Metazoa, Arthropoda, Arachnida, Scorpiones, Buthidae. Gene Ontology annotation, cellular component: post-mRNA release spliceosomal complex. Gene Ontology annotation, molecular function: RNA lariat debranching enzyme activator activity. The transcript is spliced from 8 exons. The annotation marks the transcript as partial. The record is from RefSeq and is a predicted model, not a curated record.
AAAUCAUAAAGUUUUAGCAGAAUCUACUUGUAAUGUAACUCGUUUCAUUGCUCUAAAUAAAGUUGGCAAUCCAAAUAAAGAGAAGUGGUUGUAUGCAUUUUCUAUUGAACCAAGUUCAUCAAUUGAGCGAACUGAAUUGACGAAACAACCAUUAGAUGUAACUGAAAGUCCUUAUAAUUUCCCAGAAUCAAUUUGCACACCUAAGAAAGAAGCAACACAACAAUUUUUUUAUAAUAUGGAUUACACUGAUGAUGAUGAUGAUUAUAGUAAGAAAAGAAAACAUCGUCAUGUAGAUACUCCUCGUCCAAAGAAACAUCAACCUCAAGGACCAUGCUGGUUUUGUUUAGCAAGUCCUGAAGUGGAGAAACAUUUAGUUGUCAGUGUAGGAGAUCAUAAUUACUUAGCAUUAGCUAAAGGUGGUUUGACAAAUGAUCAUAUACUUAUUCUUCCCAUUGCUCAUCAUCAGUCAACUAUUGAACUUCCACCAGAUGCAUUGCAUGAAAUAGAAAGAUAUAAAGAAUCCUUAAAAAAGUUUUUCAAUUCUCAAAAUAAAACUGUUGUGUUUUUUGAAAGAAAUUAUAAAAGUUCUCAUCUUCAGAUUCAGGUUGUUCCCAUACCACUUGAUAUGAUAGACAGACUUAAAUCAGUCUUCUUUUCUCAAGCAGAUGAAAAAGAUAUAAAUUUAGAUGAAAUUCCUAAACAUUCAGAACUAAGUCAGAUUGUUCCACCUGGUAAACCGUAUUUCUAUGUUGAAUUUGAAUCUGGUGAAAAAUUAUUUCAUAGAAUAAGAACACAGUUUCCUCUUCAAUUUGGCAGGGAAGUUUUAGCAAGUGAAGAAAUUCUAAAUAUACCUCAUUGUGCUGAUUGGAAAGCUUGUAAAUAUACUAAAGCUGAAGAAGUGGAAAUGGCUUCAGAUUUUAAAACGUUAUUCAAAACAUUUGACUUUACAUUGUUAUAAUAAUGUCAUCUAUAUAUAUAUAUAGAAAAGAAUUUGCUUAUGUACAGAACCAUAAAUUUCAUUACAUUAUAAUGUACAAUGAAUUUCUCAUAUUGAAAAUCUGCGCAUUGUCAUCAUAUUUUAGAAAUGUCAAAUAUUUUAGUCAUUUAUUUUGUUAUUUAAUACAAAUAAAUAAAUUAAAUUAAAU